UUCCGUCAACAACGCUUCUCGAUUAAAGUUGAUGCUAGAUGUUUUCGUUAAUUUGAUUCAUUACAUUUAGUGCAACAUUGUGAAACUAGCUUUAUUACAAAGCUUGGCUUAAAAUGAAGCCUAUAACAUCGAAGUUACUGCUGUUGGCAGUAGUUUUGGGCUAUGCAUCGGGUCAAUCAGCACGAUCCAACCUAACGAUACCGAAAAUACUCCAGGGAUCAUGGUUCUCCUGGGAAACUGGAAGGCCAACAUUGACCGUCCUAGACGACCACACUAUGUCGGAUAGAGGAGAACUGAUACACAUGGAGCGUGUGGGGUCAAAUUAUACGUUUAUUUUCCGAGGCCAACGCUGUUUUCAUUGUCUACAUGCAUUCCCGAGGACGUUAAACAUCUUCGAAAAAUAUGAAUCUGCCUGCGUUACUCUUGGCAAGAAUGAAGAUCCAACGAUAAAUCGAGUUUGUCGCGGUAUAACAACCGACCAGCAGCUGAUAACACUGUUCAACGAAAACUACGUCCCUGUAAACUGUCGUUCUUCGCUGGAAGGGGUGUGGCAGUUUGCGUACCAGAAUCGGUUCCGUUUCACGGGCGAAUGUGAUCACCCGGAUGCGAGGAUCCACUCGUGCCAACAGGCCGGCACGCAGUUCCUCAUAUCGAACGAAAAGUUCAACAUCACCUACAAGCAGUGUAUCGGAAUGACAGACACGUUCAACGGAGUGGUUGAGUACAGCUGCUUGGGUGAUUGGUUUGUGGGCAAAAAUCACUAUUUUGCCGUAGCCAACACGAAGGAAUCGCGAAAGGAUGAAAAGUAUCGCUGUUUCUUGAAGAAUCGUGACGAUGAUCUGUACCUGGGUGUGUCGAUUACAGCCGAAUGCAAUACCCUGAAAACGGUAGAAAAAUCUCCAGAACGUCUACGCAUCACACCGGUGAAGGCGGAUGUGAUCGAACCGGGCUGCAGAUUCCCGCAGAAUUUCACCGGCGAAUGGAUCAACACGGCGAACAUUGACGGCGAUGUUAAAAUCAAUGAAACGCACAUAGUUGAAACGUACAAACCGGAUCAGUCUCGUUACCGACGCACGAUUUAUAUUUGCCGAGAGCAGCGCGACACGCGUAUCAUGAUGGCUCGUCUUACGGUCGAUGGUUGCCAGACAGACUACGUUUGUUUUGAUUUCGUCCCAAAACACCACAAUAUAAUCCGCUAUCGGCGUGGACGUGCCUUAAUCGAAGAUGACUUCUCGACGGUAUGCGCGUGGAAACAGUUCGACAACAAAGAGCAGUGGCGGUACGAGCUACUGUUGGCCGCAAAGCCGGUCCCGAUUCGAUGCCCCGUGGCGGGCAAAUUUAACUUCACCCAGAAAGGAGAGGCACCGUUCAAGACGCGUAUCCUUGGCGGUGUGACGUUGAGCCCUCGGCCAGACAUUCGCUGCAAGCAAAACAUAUCCGACUUUUCCGUGUGCGACGGCGACCAGAAGGAAAUGGCAAUUGAUGCGGAUUAUUGUCUGUCGGUGGAUUAUCUCGGUCGUCCCAUCGAUAUCUACAGCGAUCCGGAUUAUCGGAUGAGCUGCAUUGGUUACUGGCAGGAGAAUCUCAAGUCAUAUCUCAUCACGUACGACGACCUCGAUCCACUGUCUAAAUAUCGCUGCUGGGUGUAUCAACGGGCAGAUCUGAACCGAAUCCUGAUGUCGCAAGCCGUCGGUGCCUUCUGUAAUUUAAAGCAGGAUGUGACCUCGUGGAACUGGACCGAGGGAGCAGUGGUUGCGAUCGACAUGACCGAAUACGAGCGAGAGAGGGAUCAGUGCCCUAUGCACUUUGACGACGGAUCGAAUCCGUGGAAGGAGACCGAAAAUUUGGUCACAAUUUUCCAGUGGAGAAUUUACCGUUCGACAGCUGCUUUCACAAGCACAUUUACAUCGUUGCUUAUCUCGGUGGCAGCAGUGUUUUUGAAAGUAUUCUUCUAAAUUUAGCUAAGAUCUUCAUUUUUCUCCGUCCAACUCGCACGUAUGCCGUGCCCAUAUGUGCCUUCAUUCCGUCCAUAAUUGUAAAUGUAGUAACCACAUGAAAAUAAGCAAUAAAGACAUGGAUAGAGACUA
Messenger RNA from Anopheles coustani, 2087 nucleotides. RefSeq lists its product as uncharacterized. The record is from RefSeq and is a predicted model, not a curated record. Lineage: Eukaryota; Metazoa; Arthropoda; Insecta; Diptera; Culicidae. The transcript is spliced from 3 exons. Bases 114 to 1955 code for a protein of 613 amino acids.